GCCGCCCAGGGUGUUGCGGUGUCCACGUGGUUCCGUUAGCUAAGAUGGCGUCAGCAGUUAGCCCGACGUCCCUGGAGUCGGCCCCGCGGAUCAUGCGGCUGGUGGCCGAGUGUAGCCGAUCCAGGGCCCGGGCAGGGGAGCUGCGGCUGCCGCACGGGCCGGUAGCCACUCCCGUGUUCAUGCCAGUGGGCACGCAGGCCACUAUGAAGGGCAUCACGGCCGAGCAGCUGGACGCCCUGGGCUGCCGCAUCUGCCUGGGCAACACCUAUCAUCUGGGUCUGAGGCCGGGCCCCGAGCUGAUCCGGAAAGCCCACGGUCUCCACGGCUUCAUGAACUGGCCCCACAAUCUGCUGACGGACAGCGGCGGCUUCCAGAUGGUGUCUCUGGUGUCCCUGUCCGAGGUGACGGAGGAGGGCGUCCGCUUCCGCUCCCCCUACGAUGGUGAGGAGACCCUUCUGAGCCCGGAGAAGUCCGUGGAGAUCCAGAACGCUUUAGGCUCAGACAUCAUCAUGCAACUGGAUGAUGUGGUCAGCAGCACUGUGACGGGGCCACGCGUGGAGGAGGCCAUGUACAGGGCCCUCUUACAGGUCAAUCCGCUGGCUGGACCGAUGCAUUGCAGCCCAUCAGCGGCCAGACAAACAAAACCUCUUUGCCAUCAUCCAGGGUGGGCUAGACGCGGAUCUCCGGGCCACCUGCCUCGAAGGGUCUGCCCUGGUCUGGGCAGGGUCUGCCCUGGGGCUGCAGAGGAGGAGGCGCAUUUUCUUUCGCCCGGUGACUCCUCACCUUGCCCUGUACCCCCAGAGAUGACCAAGAGGGACGUGCCAGGCUUCGCCAUUGGGGGCCUGAGCGGGGGCGAGAGCAAGGGCCAGUUCUGGAGGAUGGUGGCCCUGAGCACCUCAAGGCUGCCUAAGGACAAGCCACGCUACCUGAUGGGGGUCGGCUAUGCCACCGAUCUGGUGGUCUGCGUGGCUCUUGGAUGUGACAUGUUCGACUGCGUCUUCCCCACGCGGACGGCGCGCUUUGGCUCCGCUUUGGUGCCCACUGGGAACCUGCAACUGAAGAAGAAGCAGUAUGAGAAGGACUUCCAGCCCAUAGACUCCAACUGUGCCUGUCCCACCUGCCAGAAGCACAGCCGGGCCUUCCUGCACGCACUUCUGCACAGUGACAACACGGCUGCCCUGCACCACCUCACUGUCCACAACAUCGCCUACCAGCUACAGCUGAUGAGCGCCGUGCGUGCCAGCAUUGUGGAGAAGCGCUUCCCUGACUUCGUACGGGACUUCAUGGGCACCAUGUAUGGGGACCCCACCCUCUGUCCCACCUGGGCCACUGAAGCCCUGGCCUCGUAUAUUUCAGAUUGUUUACACGUCAGAACAUGAAGACUUCCUGUCUUAGAGCUGUUGCACAGUAUUUACUUAACCAGCUCAAUGAAGGGGAUGGAGGGUGUUUCCAGGUUUCCGUCACCGUGGUCAAGGCUCCAGUGCCAAGCCUUGUCGGUUAACUUUUUGCCCACCUCUCUGAGACCAGGGUUUUCGGUCUUGGAGCAGGCAUAUACCAUUGGCCGCUCUGCCACUCCCCUGUUACGGCCUCAUCAGCCCACUUCCCUACCUCCGUUGCAUCUGACUCCUUAUUGGGCUUCUUUCUGGCCAAUCUAUGCCUAGGGGGAUCAAAUCACUUCUUUUCAUAAAAUCCUUCCACCUGUCUCCGGCUUUUUUUCCCACGAGGUCAAGAUCCCUAGAUCCCGGAGCCUCCAACACCGACUGCAGAAUAGUAUCUUUUCAAGGGGAGAGGAUCCACUGAGUUUCAUUGGGUACUCAAAAAGGUCACGAUGCGCUCAAGUCGAAGAGGCAGGGGAACAACGUGCAGGCAGGCGUUAGCCGAAUCAAGUCGGGGCGUGAGCAGAAGGUAAUCCUAGGAAAGGGCACAGCAUUUGCAAAAGCGUGAAGGUGGGACUUUACAGGAAUGAAAAUGAGAGCCAACGAUGCAGCGCUAGACCGCCUCUCCCUAGGAACUACUAACGCCGGACUCCUCUUCAAAGCGCUUUGAAACCCCGCGCGAGGGGCGCCUGGGUGGCUCAGUUGGUUAAGCGACUGCCUUCGGCUCAGGUCAUGAUCCUGGAGUCCCGGGAUCGAGUCCCACAUCAGGCUCCCUGCUCAGCAGGGAGUCUGUUUCUCCCUCUGACCCUCCUCCCUCUCAUGCUCUCUGUCUCUCAUUCUCUCUCUCGCAAAUAAAUAAAAAAAUCUUAAAAAAAAAAAAAAAAAAAA
Molecule: messenger RNA, 2264 nt
Organism: Mirounga angustirostris (Northern elephant seal)
Lineage: Eukaryota; Metazoa; Chordata; Mammalia; Carnivora; Phocidae
Gene: QTRT1
Product: queuine tRNA-ribosyltransferase catalytic subunit 1
Exons: 11
Coding region: 45-1379 (444 amino acids)
Cellular component (GO): cytosol
Molecular function (GO): tRNA-guanosine(34) queuine transglycosylase activity
Source: RefSeq, a predicted model, not a curated record